Messenger RNA from Oncorhynchus masou masou (cherry salmon), 1559 nucleotides. RefSeq lists its product as uncharacterized. The transcript is spliced from 9 exons. NCBI's taxonomy places the organism in Eukaryota, Metazoa, Chordata, Actinopteri, Salmoniformes, Salmonidae. The record is from RefSeq and is a predicted model, not a curated record. Bases 407 to 1384 code for a protein of 325 amino acids.
UGUGCCUCGUCUCGGUCAGGAUCCUAACACAGAGGUGGAUUUGGAACUGGAGUUCAAUGCUACCUCCACAGUACCUAUCCCCAAGGGCAGUGACAUUGUUGAUACAUUGAAAGAGGCUGUGACCAAUCCAAACUCUACCUUCAACUUCUCUGUGGAUCUGAACUCCAUCACUGUGAUAAGGACCCCAAGCACAGCCACAGAUGUCUCGACAAAUACAACAGCUACACCUGUUGCAACAUCAACAACAAAAGGAAUCACAACCACUACUUCCAUCUCAGUCGUACCUGGUUCUGGCAUCACAAUACCAACUGGAGAACCCGUCACUGUUCCUGUUACUGGUUCUACAACUACAACCACAUCUGUGGCCUCCUCAACUACUGUUUCAAGCACAGCACCAACAUUGGCUAUGACAACUACCAGCACAACUCCAACAACUACUUUUACUACUACGACAACAACUACCACAACGACUGCACAUCUUGCAGUGGUUACAUUACAAGUCACCAUACAAGAGGUUUUUGUACCAGCUUUGAGUAAUCCUCAAAGCACAGAAUUUCAUACACUUGCGGUAACCAUUACUUCAGUGUGUGACGUGAUCUAUCGAGCAAAAUAUGGGAUAUUUUUCAUCCGGACGAUUGUCAUUUCAUUCAUACCAGUGUUCCGUUCUCGUAUGGCAGCAGACACACAGGUGGUGCUGGAAGUGGUGUUCAAUGAGACCGCCAUUGCAACUAUCGUGAAUACAACUAUGCCCAAGGACAUUGACGUUAAAGAUACACUGAAAGAGGCUGUGACCAAUCCAAACUCUACCUUCAACCUCUCUGUGGUUCCAAACUCCAUCACUAUUAUCAGGGUCCCAAAUACAUCCACAGGUGCCACCACAAUUACAAUGGCUACUCCUGUCAUCACAACCAUUGUCCCAGCUGCUCCAACCACUACAACUGCUGCUGCCACCACAACCUCUGUGGCUACAAAUACACUCACUACAGUGUCUGUGGAGUUCACAUCCAAAGGAGAGACAUUUAUCUCCGACCUAUCAACCUCAUCCUCUCAGGCCUUUCAAACUCGAGCAUCACUGAUUAAAACACAGCUUGAACCUUUCUAUCGAUCAGCUUUCGCCUCUUUCAACAGUUUGACAGUAAUAAAAUUCAGAAAUGGAUCAAUCAUUAACACCAUGAAUUUAGACUUUAGCUCCUCCGCUGUGCCAAAUUCCAAGGAAAUUGGCACCGUGUUGAUAAAGGCUGCACAAAACAUCACAGCUUUCAACAUCAACCCCACGUCAGUUACUGUCAGUGGUGAAGUUGUGACCUCAAGUGGAAUAAGCAGCAAGACCAGUCUCUUCACUGCUUCCUGUCUGGUGGUGUUGUCGCUGCUGCUGUCAAGCUAGUCUCAGCAGCAAGCAGCAGUAUGAAAUAUCUUCACUUUGAAAAUGUCAUGUCCCCCACUCCCAUCAUAUGUAAUGGCAACCUAUUUAAUCAGUAUUUGUUAACCUAAGUUGAUUCUCAUUAUAGUUAUAGUUAUUAUACUCAUUAUUCAAAUUGAAAUAAACCAAUUCUAAACAA